Messenger RNA from Colletotrichum orchidophilum, 1560 nucleotides. RefSeq names its product tannase and feruloyl esterase. The transcript has a single exon. NCBI's taxonomy places the organism in Eukaryota, Fungi, Ascomycota, Sordariomycetes, Glomerellales, Glomerellaceae. The record is from RefSeq and is a predicted model, not a curated record. Bases 1 to 1560 code for a protein of 519 amino acids.
AUGAGAGGUUCUCGCUCUUCAGUGGGCCAAUUUCUUUUGGCCGUUGGGUCAGCCCAAGCUGUCACUGUUAAGGAGUGUACAUCAUUGGCAAGCCGUCUUAGUCUCCCAAAUACAACGAUCCACGACACAACGUUCAUCUCAGCAGGGACGAACAUUUCGCUUCCCUACAACCCCCCGUCAUGCGCUAUCCCUUUCCAAGUUUCCAGCGUGGAUAUCUGCCGCGUUGUCUUUGUCACUACUACAGGCCCGACAAGUAAUAUCUCCCUUGAAGCGUGGCUUCCAUCAAACUGGAGCGGACGUUUCUUGGGUACCGGCAAUGGUGGUAUGAACGGAUGCAUCAGAUAUGGCGACCUCAACUAUGGAGCCUCGUAUCAGUUUGCCACGAUUGGUACCAACAACGGUCACGACGGAACAUCUGGCGCUCCGUUCCUCAACAACCCCGGUGUAAUCGAGGAUUAUGUGUACCGCGCCGUCCAUCUCGAAGCUGAGUUGGGCAAGAUGAUCGUGCAAGAAUACUAUGGCAAAGAGCACAAAAAGUCUUACUAUCUCGGCUGCUCUACGGGUGGUAGGCAAGGGUUCAAGGAGGCCCAGAGCUUCCCGGAAGACUUUGACGGCAUCGUCGCCGGCGCACCUGCUUUCGACCUGAUUGGACUCAUGUACUGGACAGGUCAACUUUUCGUCAAGACCGGUACCAAUCAGACUUCGCGGUUUCUUUCUCCCGUGGAGUGGGAACUGGUGAACGCAGAUAUCCUGAAGCAAUGCGAUGGACUAGAUGGCCUUGAAGACGGCAUACUCGAAGACCCUAGCUUGUGUCAAUACCGACCCGAAGGUCUCAUCUGCGCUGACGGCCAUUCAGAUGCCUGUCUGAGCGGAGAGCAAGCAGCUACUGUGCGGGCCAUUUUCUCUCCCGUUUAUGGUUUGGAUGGGCAAUACAUUUAUCCUCGACUUCAGCCAGGCUCGAACGCGACUGCUCAACUUCUCAAUGGCCAACCCCAUCCAUAUCCCUUAGACUGGUUUCGCUAUGUCGUAUACAACGAUACGGAAUGGGAUCUAUCUACACUAAACCCGCAAGACUACGUCGCGGCUUCGCACCAAGAUCCAUGGAAGGUAUCAACUUGGGAAGGCGACCUGUCCGCGGCACAAGAACGUGGAGUGAAGGUCCUGCAUUACCACGGCUUGCAAGACAAUGCGAUUAGCAGCGACAAUUCAGAAAGGUACUAUGAUUAUGUGUCACGCACCAUGAACCUGCCUUCGACAGAGUUGGAUGAUUUCUAUCGCUAUUUCCGGAUCUCUGGCCUGGCACACUGUAGUGGUGGGACUGGAGCUAGCUUAAUUGGCAGUAACCCACAGACGUUCGCAUCGUACGACCCGGACGCUAAUGUACUGGCUGCGAUUGUUCGCUGGGUUGAGGAGGACAUUGCACCCGAAUUCAUUCUUGGUAGCCGCUUGUCGGCUUCCGGAGAGAUCGAUUUGCAGAGAAAACAUUGUAAAUAUCCCACCCGAAACGUGUUCAAGGGGCAGGGAGAUCCCACGAAGCCAGAUGGCUGGGAAUGCGUCUAG